Messenger RNA from Microsporum canis CBS 113480, 2799 nucleotides. RefSeq lists its product as hypothetical. NCBI's taxonomy places the organism in Eukaryota, Fungi, Ascomycota, Eurotiomycetes, Onygenales, Arthrodermataceae. The coding region runs from base 1 to 2799 and encodes 932 amino acids. The transcript is spliced from 5 exons. The record is from RefSeq and is a predicted model, not a curated record.
AUGGGGACAUCCAUGUCGCCAUGUGUAAAAAGCUUCAACUUUUUAACGGCCAACUUGACCAACAACCACAUACCAUGGUACUUCCCACACCAUCCAUCUCCAUCCAUCUACAUCCAUCAGCUGCUAACGGCCGCGCAGAAACUACCACGAGCGUACUCCCUCCCCAAAUCGUCGUCCUCGCCGCACUGCGACUGUCUGAGCGACGGCGCCAUCGCAGGCAUCGUGGUCGGCAGCGUCGCCGGCCUCGCCCUGCUGUGCUGGAUCCUCAAGUGCACCCUCUUCUCGACCCGCAAGUCGCGUCUCACUGCCUUCACGACGACGACGUAUAAGCUGCCCUACGCCAGCCGACGACAGAGCCAGAGCCACACGCGAAAGGAGACGUACUAUGUGUCUGAGCCGGACGGCAGACAGGGAAUCGAAGUUGAGGCUCACCAGGCCGGGAUUACAGUCAAAAGAGAUCAGGAUAUACAAAAGAGUGCGUCUGAAGCUACGCCGGUAAACAUACAAGAAGAGACAGGAAGACAGGAAGAGAUGGCUUCAGCAGACGCGUAUCAACCUCUGGCGCCACAGAAGCUGUCACGCUAUCGAUCCGUCAGGGCUCCCCAGGACGGUCUUCCCGGUGGUGCUGGCGGUGCUGGCGGUGGUGCUGCUGCUGGCGGCGGCGGUGGUGACCAGAGUGCAUCCAUCAGCCGGAGCAUGUCUCGCUACAGGAAGAAACCUGCCAGAGUGCCGCCUCCUCCUCUCCCGCUGCCUCCAGACUCGCAGCAGCAGCAGCAUCGCAACAGCCACUACGACUACGACUACGAUCAGGAUGCGCUCCCGUCGUCCUCCUCGCGCAGGGUCUCCAUGCCACAGGCUGCCCCCGUCGUCUCCCCGCUCCAGCCCAGCGCAAGGCCGUCACUCGACCGCAGCUCGACCAAUCGCCACUCGUACGCAAACACACCACAGUAUGACAGACAGUUCUUCGACGGGAGAGAGAGCUAUGAGACUCACCCGUCAUCCCCUUCUGCCGCUGCUGCUCCGUACUUUGUUGUCGAGCCAGGCAUGGGACCAAACACCUUUGACCCCCGGCAGGAAGAGGCAGCAGCGGCAGCAGCUCAAGCCACAAAAAAGAGCAGAGGGAAGCUCUUCAAGGAGAAAGGAGGCGGCCUGCUGGGAAGAUUCAAAGGAGAGGACCGCUCGCACAAGGAGAAGAAGAAGAAGAAGCAGACAGCUGAGGUGAAUACGUCCGGCGCUGGUGUCGAUGCACCCGUCUCGGCUGUGAACGCGGGAGAGCGCAAGGUGAGGGUGACAUGCAACGAAUCCUCCGUCAGCCUGCCUGUCACGCCCUCGACGCAGGCACAGGACCUCAUCCACGCUGCCGCGGACUGUCUGUCGGAGGGCAUCGUCCCGGACGCGGCCAUCAUCGUCGAGUCCUUCCAGCAGCUCAACCUGGAACGGCCGCUGCGCCGGAAGGAGUACAAGCGGCUGAAGCCUCCGAAGCCCCUGUGCUUUGCCAUCAAGAGCCAGCAGAAGUCCGCCAUGUUCCUGACCACGGAGAACUAUGUGCACUACUUCUGCACCAAGCACGAGGACGUCGGCGGCGCAUGGCACAAUGCCGUGCAGGAGUGGCGCAGCUGGUAUCUCGUCAACGUGAUGGGCGAAGGGACCAGGAAGAAGGCCGCCCCCGACGCGGAGCAAACCAUCGCUGAGACGCCCUACCACGAUGGCGACGAGGCCGCCUACGACGCGCCAACGGGCAAGAAGUCGAGGCCCAGCUCGUUCAGCGCCGCUCCCUUGGUCCAGCAUGCCGCCAACAAGGAGGCCGUCGUCUCUACCACCAAGCAGAAAGUACGGGGCAGAAGCAAGUCCAUCUCCAAGAAGAAGACGGCGGCAGCGGACGACCCUCUCGACGAAGAGCAGCCCUUUGCCGCCAGCGGCCUGCUGGGCCGCACCUACACCCAGCGGCACAAGGCGAUGCUCGAACGUGAAAAGGAGCAUGCGCCGGCAGACGAUGGCCCCUUUAUUUCUACAGGUCUACUUUCCAACAUCCGUCCCGGAGCCCCUACAUCGCCUGUAUCCAACCACUUCCCAGACCACCACCAGCCCGUCUACCCACAGCAGCAGCAGCAGCCGCACCACUACGGCACCAACCGCUCCAACACCAUGACCGUCGACCCCAGACCGGCAACAACAUCCUCUUCCCAGCAUCGCUCAAAGUCCACCCGCCACCCCCCCAAGCCGCUCGUAGACCUGACGCCAACCUACAAGGAACCGCCCCAGCACGCCCGCAAAGGCCGCGGCGUAGCCCCCAUCCAAGGCCUGCCGCUCGUCGAAAGCGCCACGGGCCCCGAACUCCAUCCGAAUGCCAUCGUCGUCCCACCGUCAACCACAUGGCGCAAACCAGGCCGCACCGGCACGGCGACGUCUGACCCGUCCUACGCACGAGACACGUACCCGUCUUCCCGCCAUCGCUCCAACACCGGUGGCGCCAGCAGACAGCACCAGCAUCAGCAUCAACAGCACCAGCAUCAGCAUCAACAGCACCAGCAUCAGCAGCACCAGCAUCAGCAUCAGCAGCACCAGCAGGGGGGCGGUCCACUGCUGGACAUGAACGCGGGAUACCCAGGCCAUGUUCCGGGUUCGUUCCCCUUUGUGCCAACGGGACUGGUUGCGCAGGCGGGCAUGUCGCAGGGAGCGUCCAGCAAGGGACGGGGCGUGGCUACGGGCGACCGCGCCAGGUCGGGCAAGCCGCUGCUGGACAUGAGCAACGUUCCUGUGAGCGAGAUUCGGAGGGAGAGAGACGACGAGAGCGGGUAG